This is a messenger RNA of Lachancea meyersii CBS 8951, 648 nucleotides long. The record is from the annotation of a GenBank genome assembly. NCBI's taxonomy places the organism in Eukaryota, Fungi, Ascomycota, Saccharomycetes, Saccharomycetales, Saccharomycetaceae.
AUGGCUUCGCAGAAAGAUCUGAACAAACGGCCAUUUCAUUCGACUUCAGCGGUAACUUGUCAACGCAAAAAAUUCCGGCCUCCGCAUGCAGAUCCCAUGAGAUUUAACAAGAAAUUAAUUCUGCCCGUGUUCGAACCAUCGGGUCUGUUGGCUCUCGAGACGCACAGUAAAGAGGGUAUCCAGCUGGAGCACACGGAACCGCAUGAUUCCAUAUCUCCUAGCUCCUUCUAUCAGAAGUUUUCCAUUCCACUGCGAAAGCAGACACAUUUCCAAGCAGUGGUGUACAGCGACUCAGACGAAAAUUACCUUGCCAAGUAUGAUCUGCUGGACCAGACCAAUUAUCUUGUGGGCAGGAAACUGAGCACGGAGAAUGAAAGCCCGGAGCAAGAUGAAGAUCGAGAAGUCGUGUUAGCAGAUAUUCCAAUUCCUGAAGAAACGUGUUCGAAGCAACACUGCGUGAUACAGUUUAGAAAUAGAGACAACGAGCUCAAAGCGUAUGUCAUCGAUUUGAACUCAUCCAAUGGGACGUUACUGAACGACGUGGCUCUCCCCAGAGCCCGAUACGUAGAAUUGAGGAACGAAGAUGUACUUCGAUUCUCCACCCACGAGUCCGACUCAGAUUACUUCCUGGCCUUCACGUUAGCUUGA